UCAGGUCAGUCUGGCAACGUCCUGCCCAGAUAUAGUUGCGAAAAUUCGGAGUACGGUUGUAAAAUGCGCAAAGCUUGUCGCCUGUGUUUGUGUGUAGUAAGACAGCGCGGACAGACGACAGUUCAUCAAUUCGUCAGGAGAUUUUCUUCAUUUUCCGCCCGCGAAACGUUUGUUUCAGUGAGAAUUCCCAUGUAAUUACCGUGUAAAUCCAAUUGUACGAAAUUCCGUGAUUGUUUGCCGCACGAGUGCCGCGGCGGUGCCUAUGAAAGUUGCAGCUUGCUCCGUGCCGUGAAAAUUGUUCGAUAGAAAAAUGCACAACGAAUGCAAGUGACGCGUCUCGGUGGCCUGCUUUUUCCACUAGGCAGUGUCAAGCAAUUGGCCAGGCGAUUAGCCCUCGAAAUUGCGUUCGGGAAUCGUGACGACGAGUGUUUUGGCUGCUACUUGUGGACAGUCUGAGCAAAGGAUAUUGCCUCCAGGACGGUGCUGUGCAUUGUUCUGGGCCAAGUGGAACUCGGCCGCCGUUCUGUCUCGUCUCGGCGUUUGGUCCUUUCUUCUCUUUAUGUCGCUGCUUGGCCGCCGUCGAUAUUUGUCGUAGAGCUGGAAUCGGAGUUGUUUCGGGCGCAGCAAGUGGCAGAAAUUCAUUCAUCCCAACGAUCGCGCAGAGUUUUCCUCCUCGCUCACCGUCAAAAUAUGGAUGACAAAAAUGUCAGUGAUCUAUUGCAAGCGAGAAAUUUUUAACACUGACGACGAUCCCAGCGUUCAGCGUGCGAGGAAUCCAUAACCCGAAAUAGAGUUCGAGGGUGAAUUUGCGCUUUCCUUUGCGUGGAAGCCGAGCGAUAAAUAAAAGAGGAAAAUUGUGUGUCUGAAAGUGUGAAAAUUCCGUGCCCGGGAGUGAGGUGGUUGCCUGUCUAACGUAUUGUGUUGUGCGUUGUUUCUCCGUUGCGAGAAGGGUGGAAAGGCGCUGUGACAGGCGUGAAAAGCUACGGAAUCCGAAUUGCUCGAGGACGAGAUUAUCGGCAGCAGGAGGAAAUUACCGUGAAAAUGCCAGGUCUAAUCGGGGUCGCAGAGUUCGUCGAGGAGACUCGCGAGGAUUACAAUUCGCCAACAACAUCGACGUUUGUGUCGCGGAUGCCUCACUGCAGGCAGACCAUUAAUAUCCUAGACGAGAGGCUCGAACUCGAUCGUGAAGGGUUAACGAAGCUUAAAAAGGCUGUAAAAGCUAUUCAUAGUUCCGGAAAUGUGCAUGUCGAUAACGAAAUGUGCCUAGUCCGGGCACUAGAAAGGCUAGGCAGUAUCACGUUAUCCCAAGAAGAACCUGAUAUAGGAGCAGCGUUUCUGAAAUUUUCCGUAGUAACAAAAGAACUGAGCGCUUUAAUGAAAACACUAAUGCAAAAUAUUAGCAAUAUAGUCAUGUUCCCAGUAGAUUCAAUCUUAAAGUCUGAGCUACGAGGUGUUAAGGGUGAAAUGAAGCGUCCCUUCGACAAGGCGGCAAAAGAUUAUGAAUCCAAAUAUAUAAAAAUCGAGAAGGAGAAGAAGGCCCAAGCGAAAGAGGUCGGCAUGGUACGAACUGAGGUUAAUCCAGCCGAAAUAGCUGAUGAAAUGGAGAAGGAACGUCGUGUUUACCAAUUGCAAACAUGCGAGUAUUUAUUGAAAUAUAAGGAAAUAAAAACGAAAACCGGCAUUGAACUAUUACAGCACUUCAUUGAAUACUAUCAUGCAUUGAAUAAUUACUUCAAGGACGGUCUGAAGACAAUAGAACAUUUUGGCACAUAUAUAGAAGAUUUAAGUUUAAAAUUGCAAACAAUAAAACAGAAACAAGACGAGGAACGGAAGCAACUUUUAGAAUUACGAACGUUGUUGCGAAGCACGCCAGACUUUGAUCGUGUGGAGAAUGUGGUAACAGAUAAAGGUGCCGGUUAUUCGUUGCACCAACUGCAAGGUGAUAAACAUCAUGGCAUCACACGUUCGGGACAUUUAUUGAAAAAGAGUGAAGGGAAAGUGAGAAGAGUUUGGCAGAAAAGAAGAUGUCGAGUAACGCCCGAUGGUUUUCUUGAUAUAUGUCAUGCUGAUGAGUCGAAACCACCAACUAGAGUUAAUCUCCUUACUUGCCAAAUAAAACAUGUUCCCGAUGAUAAGCGCGGAUUCGAUUUAAUAAGCUAUAAUCGGUUAUAUCAUUUUCAAGCUGAAGAUGAAGCCGAUCAGAAAGCUUGGAUGGCGGUACUCGUGAAUUGCAAAGAGAAGGCGCUGACAAGAGCUUUCCAACAUGCUAAUCCGCAAAUGAGCCCUAGUUUAGUGGAACUACAAAAGGCUGUAAUCAAAUACGUCCAAAAAAUUCCAGGAAAUGAUAAGUGCUGUGAUUGUGGAUCAACAAAUGAUGUAACAUGGAUAAGUAUAAAUUUUGGGAUAUUGGUAUGCAUACAAUGUUCUGGAGUGCAUCGAGAUUUGGGUGUACACCAUUCACGAAUUCAAAGUCUGACGCUAGAUAAUUUAACAACAGCUAAUUUACUUAUUGCCAAAUCCAUGGGCAACCUUCAAUUAAACGAUGUAAUGGAAGCAACAUUGGGAAAACGCAAACUAAGUCCCGACAGUUCAAUGGAAGAACGGUACGAUUUCAUUCGUGCCAAAUAUGUUGCGAAACGAUAUGUGUUGCGUAUGUGUUCCGAUGAAAAUGAUUUACGAUGCGAAUUGGAACAGGCAAUUAUCAAUGCCGAAAUUGGACAAUUGUUACAAGCUUGGGCGGAGGGAGCAGAUUUAACGUGUGUACUUCCGUCAUCGGAUGUUGGCGAGACAGCGCUACAUUUAGCUGUACUUCGCGAAAUGGGGUCAACGUUACAUAUUGUCGAUUUCCUGAUUCAAAAUAUGCCAGCUCAAGGUUUAAAUAAGGCAACAAAUCCUCCUGGACCAUCGGAUAUGGUGGGGAAGAAUACAGCGAUGCAUUUGUGCGCACUACACGAUCGGCGAGAAUGUCUUAAGUUACUUUUGCGGGCUGGUGCAAAUUUUGAACUGAGAAAUUCGGAAAAUAAGACUCCAUUAGAUAUUGCCAAAGAAAUGGGACAUGAAGCGUGUCAGGAACUGAUUCACUGUGCCAUGCGUCAGGAGAAAAGUGCUUUUGAUCACAUCAAUACAGAUUGGAAUUUACAUGAAGAUGGUUCCACUGAUUUCUCUGAUGAUGAUACAAUGAUUGACGAACGGAGAACACGCUCACGACCCCCAAGUUUUGCAGGUGGUGAUUCACCUGUUGCGAUUCGAUCGCGAUCAUCAACAUGUGAUUCUAUUCAGAGUGGUUCUAGUCCAAGUUCAAGUUGUCCAUCGAACCGGCAAUUUACUUUACCUUCAACAAUGCCAUAUGCACAAGCGGGAACGAGUCCCAAACAGCACAUGCCGAUUGCUCAACAUGUAAGCGGUAAUGUUUCUAGUCCUAGUUCAACGUCAAGUGGUACAAAGCCGUCUAGUACGUGUGUUAACAAUCAAAAUAAUCGAAAGUCCUCGUCAACGUUAAAUGUAAACUCACUGAAGAAACGCACUGCUCCAGCACCCCCCGCUAACAACUCUACAAUCUAUGGUACGCUUCCGCACGCACCUCGACACAAUCCCAACUAUGAACAAAAUGAAAUGCGCACAAUAACUACUCAUAAAAAUCAAACUGAAACGUACAGUACACUACCUCACUUACGUACAGAAAGCGGACGUAAUUUUCACUGUGAUAAUAGGAUAUAUGAGAGGUUUGACGCGAUUAUACCAACAUCUGCACAACAACAAAUGGUUGCUAGUAAAUUUGAAAAACAUUCCGGUGAUAAUGUGAUGACAACGUUCGGACACAAACGGUCGCCAAGUGGUGAAUCGCUAAAUCGUAAUGUGAAUUUGGUUGGGGCGAAAUUAGUUUUGCCGCCAGCUAAUGAAAUACCAGUUUUGAAGCCAGUUGAUAAAUCGUUACCACGUCCUCGAUUACCACCACCGGGUCCACCGUCAGAGAGAGGUAUAUCCAACGGACAAUCAAAUGAAAGUAUUAGCUCAAUGGAUGAGGGCCCCAUUCCUCCACCACGAAAGCGUAGACUAGCAAAGUUGUUGAUAUCUUCGAAACUUGAAAGGAUUCUAUCUCAAUCACCUGGAUCAAAUUAUGGCGAUUAUGAGUCGUGGAACGUCGAAUUAGAUUCAUCCGGCCCUUUAGAUAGCUCAGCCGAAUCGAAUAUUCUCACAGCCAGUGAUAGUGAUCGACUAGAUAUAGCUGAUGCAAUGAAAUCGAAAAAUUAUGAUGGAUUUGUUUUUUCACAGACUGGCUACAGAAGAUGUCGAGCUCUUUACGAUUGUGCCGCCGAUAAUGACGACGAAUUAGAAUUUCGCGAGGGAGAAAUUCUUAUUGUCCUCAACGAACGAACCGAUGACGAAAAUUGGAUGGAGGGUGUAAUUGAAGGCAAUCCAUCACGACAUGGAAUGUUUCCUGUUAGUUUUGUUCAUAUGCUCCCUGACUAAAUUUUCCGCCCGAAUUUAUUUCCUAAACUUAUUUAUUACAAACUGUUACGUAAUUUGUUAGUAUUUAUAAAUCGAUAAUAGAGAAGCAAUCGCUAUACGCCGUGUCCAAUAAUUUCCCCAAGUUCAUUUCCUUGUUGUUUUGUGCUUUAAUUUAUUUUGAUUAUCCAAAUGCGAAGAUAUCCUUACGUGUAGCUCUUACAAUUUUGUAUGAAAAGUAAUGGACAUUACAAAAGUAUAGUCACGCUCAAAAAAUUGUUUUGUGUACAAGUGUGCAUAGUAAUAAAAGUAUUCGAUAUCGUUGAUAAGUUAUCUGUUUUUGAUUGUUUUUAUCUGUUGUUCAUAACUUUCCUGUAUUGAUAGAUGCACUGUGUAUACAAAAAGGGAGUAAGGAAAAAGAUAAGAAGAAGCAAAUUAGGAUAUGAAAAAUGUACGAACAAUACACAAGAAAUGAAACCAAGCGACAGUUACAAAGAUAUGUUAGUAUAUUAUUUUUAAUUUAAGAGAACAAUAACAACAAUAUUUAUGCUUAACGUAAUGUUGUGAAAAUCUACAGGUGUGUUAAGAAUGUGUGUGAACGUAAAAACGGUAUAUAAGUUAUUUAAAUAAACGGAGACAUUGUGUAUCAGAAGAAUAUAAUAUUGAAAAGAAAUACAUACGAACUAUAAUCUAAAAGAAUGCGCUGCCAUAUUUUCAAAUCGCAAAUACCAGUAACAUAGAGAGGAUAAUGCAAAUGCGAACAUUUUACUUCAGUGUUGUGACGUUAGGAAAUUUUAAAAAAGAAAUAUAAUAUGAAUGGUAGCGAUGAGAAAAUUAAUAUGAAUAGGAACACUUUGUGUGAUAGACAUUGUUGAGCUUUUAUCGUUCGAAAGGUAGUGGAAUGAUCGCUUUGACAUAGAUUGGUAGAGGAUUUCAAAGUAAGGUAAUGUGUAGACAGUGCUCACAAAAAGUAAUUUCUGCUCAAUGAUGUAAUGGGUCCACCCGUAAGACUACUCGGUUCUGUUAGAAAAUCAAAAA
This is a messenger RNA of Hermetia illucens (black soldier fly), 5484 nucleotides long. It is a transcript of the gene Asap, whose product is annotated as arfGAP with SH3 domain, ANK repeat and PH domain-containing protein. The transcript has 17 exons. The coding region runs from base 1042 to 4470 and encodes 1142 amino acids. Gene Ontology annotation, biological process: positive regulation of GTPase activity. Lineage: Eukaryota; Metazoa; Arthropoda; Insecta; Diptera; Stratiomyidae. Gene Ontology annotation, cellular component: cytoplasm. Gene Ontology annotation, molecular function: GTPase activator activity; protein binding. The record is from RefSeq and is a predicted model, not a curated record.